UCGAAAAGAAAUUAAUCAUUGUGAUUUUCACCAUUUUCUAACUAGAAGGAAUUUUGGUUAUUUUUAUCUCAUCUAUUCUACAUUCAUUCCAUUACCAUACUGGCUCAGAAAAUCAUUAGAAUUUCGUACAAUGAUACAAUGUUGGAAUGAAAUUGACCACAAUAACCGGAUUCUGUUUACGAUACCGAGAAAAUUUUCUGAAUAUUCUUAUCCACAUUGAUUCUAUUAGAUUAUGGCCGUUUGAUAAUUAGAAAAAAUUUUUCCAAUUAUAAAUACUCAUUCAUCUAUUUGAAUCAAUAUUCACAAUCUUGUCAUUUUUUAUUUGCAUUUUACAUGCAAAUCUUUAAAUUUGGCAUAUUCAUACGUACUAGACAGAUAUGGCAGAUAAUUUGUCGAACAAUUUGUUUUCAAUUUUAUUUCAUAAGUAUGAAUUUAUUCAUCAUUUUCUAUAUGCCAAUAUUUCUUGGCUGCUUCACUUUCAUAUCGUUGAUGAAAAUAUCCAAACAAUUGAUCCGUGAUAUUGAUAAUUGUCUAGCUAUUUAUCAAUCGAACAUUAUCAGAUCUAGAUCUCUGAUUAAAAUUGUACAACAAAAUCGUAUCGAAACACGAUUGAUUUAUUCAUUUUCAUUAUAUACACGUUUAAUUGUAUUGAUUGAAUGCAUACAAAAAUAUGCAUCGAAAUUAAUUCUAUUGGCAUUGAUCACUGGAUUCAUAUCCAGCCAAUUUACAUUGCAUUUAAUCAAUCAAAUGACAAAUGGUCAAUUUUUUUUCCUAAUCAUGUUGUACUAUAUGUUGAUUGUAGAAUAUUCUGUUCUCAUAUUGUUAAUGUUUAUUAUAUCAAAAUUUAAUCAACAAUUGAAUCAAAUCCAGUCAUCAUUGCAAAAAGCCAUUGUAAUGAAUGAUGGUGACAAUGGUACGAUCAAUUUUAAAUUACAGAUAAUGAAUUUUUAUGAAAGAAUCAUCCACCAUAAAACACCAUGGGGUAUGCGUAUUGGGCCAACAGCUGUAUUGACGAAAUUUGUUUUCAUUAAGUUAAUCAUUUUCUAUGGCCGUUUUACAAUGCUUUCCAGCAAAUUGUUUGUAUAAAAUUAUAAUGAUGAAAAAAAAUUAAAUAAAAAAAAUUUUGAUCACA
This is a messenger RNA of Dermatophagoides farinae (American house dust mite), 1132 nucleotides long. RefSeq lists its product as uncharacterized. NCBI's taxonomy places the organism in Eukaryota, Metazoa, Arthropoda, Arachnida, Sarcoptiformes, Pyroglyphidae. The record is from RefSeq and is a predicted model, not a curated record.